Molecule: messenger RNA, 1320 nt
Organism: Gongylonema pulchrum
Lineage: Eukaryota; Metazoa; Nematoda; Chromadorea; Rhabditida; Gongylonematidae
Source: the annotation of a GenBank genome assembly
CUGCGUUUCAGCAGUGUUUUGGUUAAAGUUGAAAACAUCAGUGAAGAGGCACCUCGCUUUCCCGGCGGCAACCAUCAGGUUUUGUAUGUCAGUGAAAACAUCCACGGAGCAUAUCCACUUACAAUUGGCACACUAAAAGUAGUGGAUAUUGAUCGGAAACAGAAUGGUACUCUCUCGUAUUCGCUUUUGCAGGGGAACAACUCGUUGUUCCUUGUGAUACCACAGACUGGUGAGCUGCAAGUCACGGGGAAUUUGGAUCGUGAGCUGCAAGAACAGUAUGAAUUGGUUGUGCAGGCGAAUGAUUUGGGUACACCGAAGCGACUCAGUGCAACGGUAGCUGUAACUAUACGGGUUCUGGAUGUGAACGAUCAUGAGCCAGUUUUCGAACAACCACAAUAUUACAUCGAGGUUAUGGAAAACGAGCCAGUUUUGGAGAACUCAACAUUGUUGUGCACAAAAGCUACGGAUCUCGAUGCUCCGGAAUUCUCAACUGGUGAACUGCAAAUCACGGGAAAUUUGGAUCGUGAGCUGCAAGAACAACAUGAAUUGGUUGUGCAGGCGAAUGAUUUGGGUACACCGAAGCGACUCAGUGCAACGGUAGCUGUAACUAUACGGGUUCUGGAUGUGAACGAUCAUGAGCCAGUUUUCGAACAACCACAAUAUUACAUCGAGGUUAUGGAAAACGAGCCCGUUUUGGAGAACUCAACACUGUUGUGCACAAAAGCUACGGAUCUCGAUGCUCCGGAAUUCUCAGUGAUAAGGUAUGAACUUACGGGAGCAGAGCUGAUGCCGUUCAGUAUCAAUCUAAUAUCUGGCUGUAUCCAGCGACUAGAUGUGUUAGAUCGUGAGUUUCGGUCCGAGUGGAUACUGAAUGUUACAGCGUACGAUAAUGGCAAGUUUGUGGAACGCUCAAGCACUGCAUUAGUGUAUGUACGGGUACUCGAUCAAAAUGACAAUGCACCGAUUAUCUUGAAUGAGCAGCUGGAUAUUUUUAUACGAAAAGGAAUCAAAAAAGGCGAAGUGGUGUAUGUUUUGAAUGCAUACGACCCGGAUGAUCAUGUCCUGCAUUACAGCCUCAGUGGUUCGAAUGCUCUGUAUUUUAACAUUCUCCAAAAUGGCGUAAUUGUUGCAGUCCGAGAACUCGUCAUGCAGGAUUACUCAUUAACCGCAGUGGUUGCAGACCGACGAGGCCUCAACACAUCCGUUGAUUUAGCAUUUUACACCGCCGAAGCCACCAAAUUCCCGAUUUUCAAAGUAACUUUUGCAAGUUUCUUGUUUCCACUGAAAAAAGCCUAUGUCUUCCUAGUACGUUUAUUUUAA